CCGGCUGUCAUCAUUGCGGAGAAAGCCCCUCCCCGCCUCGGUCCUAAGUCGCCAGGCCCCUGGCCACGGCUGCCUGGCGACCCGGGAGUAUGGGGAUUCUCCUCCCGGGGCCGCCGGGACUCCCGUGGCAGCUUGGGCUCCUGUUGCAGCUCCUGGUUGUGCUGUCCCCGGCCGGCUCGGCCCUGCGGCUCCUCGACACCCCGGAGCCAGUCUGCUCGCAGCCGGGGCUAAACUGUAUUGUCAAGAAAAGUACCUGCCUGGCUAAGAGUUGGCUCGACCCUCUCAACAGGACACCCUCUGGCCCAAGAGAUGUCAACGUCUCCUUGGGCUUUGAACACAGCAAAAAUGGAUACCCGAUUCCUGUGAUGCACAUUGAAUGGAAAGUGCGAACAGAUGGCAGCAUCCUGUUUCUUCAGGGCGCUCAGAUUUCAGUGCUACAAAUGAGCACCAACGAGCACUUGUGUGUUGAUUUUAUGUUUCUGAACCAACUCGAGCAGCAGCUGGCACCGGAUUUUAAUAGGUGGCAUUUCGCCUUCAAUAACUUUGUGGUGGAGCCUGGUCAAGAAUAUGAGAUAACAGUGCAUCACCUGCCCAAACCAAUGCCUAUUGGAGAUCCAAACCAUGAGUCUGAGUUUUUCCGGGUGCCUGACUGCAGGGACCCCAAAAUGAGAAUGACUGCCACCUGUGUGAGCUCAGGAAGCCUGUGGGAGCCUGGCAUCACAGGAGAAAGGCUAACGAACAACUCCCUGCUUGUGAGUUUUAACCUGUGGAGUGAAUCAACCACUUAUAAGAUCCUCGUGAAUGGUUUUCCAGACACAGAGACCAGCAGCUGUUAUGAAGACCUUCAGUUCAUUACCCAGCCUACACAAGAAGAUUUCCACCAUCGGAUAAAUGUUACAUUCCCCUUGCAAAAUGUGAAUACCUGCUGCCAGUACAGUAUACAGAUCCAGCCAUUCUUUCAGAGUUGCCAUAAUGACUGCCUUAGACACGCACUGUCCAUCCCUUGCCCAGUGCUACCAUCGCCAACACCCACCUGCGCUCCAGAUGAUGUGUCACUGUGGAUUUAUUGGUUUAUCACUGGCAUAUGUAUCCUGCUGGUGGGCUCUGUCAUACUCCUGGCCAUUUGCAUGACUCAGAGGAAGCCUGAGUUUUCCUCUGAUAAACCUGAAAACGACACCAAAUACCCUGAUAUUGCACCCGUGGACAACCAGAUUCCUCCACCCUUAAAGCCCCGGAAAGUCUGGAUCAUUUACUCAGCUGAUCACCCCCUCUAUGUAGAUGUGGUAGUCAAGUUUGCCCAGUUCCUCAUCACUGUCUGUGGUACUGAAGUGGCCCUGGACCUGCUAGAGGAGAAGUUGAUCUCAGAGGUGGGAGUCAUGGCUUGGGUGAGUCGACAGAAGCAAGAAAUGGAGGAGAGCAAUUCCAAGAUCCUCAUCCUGUGUUCCCGAGGUACCAGAGCCAAGUGGCAGGCAAUCCUUGGCUGGGAAGAGCCUGCUGUUCAGCUCCGGUAUGACAAGUGGAAACCUGCGGGGGAUCUAUUCACAGCUGCCAUGAAUGUGAUCCUUCCAGACUUCAAGAAGCCAGCCUGCUUUGGCAUGUACGUGGUCUGCUACUUUGACGGCAUCAGUGAUGAGGCUGAUAUCCCUGACCUAUUCAACAUCACCUCUAAAUACACACUGAUGGAGAAGUUUGAGGAAGUUUAUUUCCGUAUCCAGGAACUAGAGAUGUUUGAGCCAGGUCGAGUGCACCGGGUUAGGGAGAUCACUGCUGAAAACUAUCUCCAAAGCCCCAGUGGCUGGCAGCUCAAGGAAGCAGUACAGAGAUUCCAGGAAUUUCAGGUCAAAUGCCCCAACUGGUUUGAACAGGAGAAUCUCUGUUUAGAAGAUGAAGACAACUUGUCAUUGCUGAGUGGAGAGAUGAUUGAAGAGUCACCAUUACCACCAGGAGGGAGAAUAGUGAAACAGGUGCCUCUGGUACAGGAGCCUUCUCCUGGGGAGCUUUUGGUGGUGGACCUCUUCAUUAAUGAGGAAGAAGGGGUCUCUAGACUAGACACUCAGUUUCUGUCCCAAGGGGCUACCGUCACCCACCAAACAGUCAUCCCCAUAGAAGAAGCCCAACUGACUUCUGUAGUGGAGCCCUUACAUAGGAAUGGUGAUAGUAAAGCCAGGAGACAGACAGUGGUAGGUGAAGAUGACAUGGAAUGUGUCCCACUGAUGGAGACCAGUGUUCCCCAUCGAAAUAGCAUAUUCCUCCUCCCCAUGGACUCUGAAGCUUCCCCUCUCUCCAGUACUCCAGUUCCUUCCCCCAACUGCCUCCCAGCUCCAGUGAGAGAACAGCUAGAGGGCUUAAUGUACUCCCUCUUCCAGCAGAGUCUAAGCAACCCAGGUGAGGAAGAAUGGGAAAGACAGCAGCUGGUCUUCAAUGACCCUUAUACACCCUAUGAGGAAGAACAGAGGCAGUCAGUGGAGUCUGAUCAGGGCUACAUCUCCAGGAGCUCCCCACAGCCUCCUGAUGGGUUUAUGGAAAAGGAGGAGGAGGAGGAGGAGGAGGAGGAAAAGGAAGAGCAGGAUGCAGAGAUAUCUACAGAGUUUCUCUCUCCCAGUGUUUUGGAGAAUCUGAAGAGCCUUCAACAGCAACUGUUAUUCCAGGAGAUACAACAGAGCUCUAACUGGGGCUAUCUAGAUGGAAGGAGAUUAUCUACAGAAUUGCAGCCAUCCUAUUAAGUGUGUUAUAGGUCUGCGUCAUCAAAGACAGUGAGAAAGAGAAUGCAUACCUAUAAUUCUAUCUUGAUUCUAAUGAUGAGAAUCUCAGGAAUAAAUUUUUCUCUCUUGCAAA
This is a messenger RNA of Vombatus ursinus (common wombat), 2835 nucleotides long. It is a transcript of the gene IL17RA, whose product is annotated as interleukin 17 receptor A. Gene Ontology annotation, molecular function: interleukin-17 receptor activity. The transcript has 13 exons. The coding region runs from base 90 to 2723 and encodes 877 amino acids. The record is from RefSeq and is a predicted model, not a curated record. NCBI's taxonomy places the organism in Eukaryota, Metazoa, Chordata, Mammalia, Diprotodontia, Vombatidae.